Molecule: messenger RNA, 2334 nt
Organism: Ilex paraguariensis (yerba mate)
Lineage: Eukaryota; Viridiplantae; Streptophyta; Magnoliopsida; Aquifoliales; Aquifoliaceae
Source: the annotation of a GenBank genome assembly
UGUUCACUUGCGCCAAGUUUAGCGGCGAUAUCUUCAAGAGUCAAUUCUGAGACCAAACACACCAUUUAAACUCUCUCUCUUUCUCACCCUCUCACGCACAUUUCUCGAAUUACACUUCUCUCUCUCUCUCUCUCUCUCUCUCUCUCUCUCUCAAUUUCUCUGGCUCUCUGAGAUCUUUAACAAUGGCUCAAGUAGUGGCCACACGAUCGAUUCACAGUUCAUUUGCGUGCCCUAGCUCUGGAUCUCUUCAACACCUAGUGGAAAAGAUCAAGCCUUGUGGUUUCGCUUCCAAAGUGCUGGCUCACAAGGAAGGAAAGAGCCACAAAGCUAUUCGCAUUACUGCUCCGAUCACUGCCAAGAAAUCCGCACGUUCGGAGCUCGAAGUUCUUCCGGUGUCGCCCGAAGAUGUGCCAAAGACAGGAGAGCAAAUUCAGCAUUUGCGUGGGAUUCAAGAUCUUGGUGACAACACAUCAGUUGGUAUUUGGUCUAAGCCUACAGUUAGACGUAAGACUAAGAUUGUUUGCACAAUUGGUCCUUCCACCAACACUCGGGAAAUGAUAUGGAAGCUGGCUGAGGCCGGAAUGAACGUCGCUAGAAUGAACAUGUCCCAUGGAGACCAUGCAUCUCAUCAGAAAGUUAUUGAUCUGGUUAAGGAAUAUAAUGCCCAGUCCAAGGACAACGUCAUUGCAAUCAUGCUUGACACCAAGGGACCUGAGGUUAGGAGUGGUGACUUGCCCCAACCAAUCAAUUUGGUUAGUGGCCAGGAAUUCACUUUCACAAUUCGUAGAGGGGUUGGCACAGCAGACUGUGUCAGCGUCAAUUAUGAUGAUUUUGUAAAUGAUGUAGAAGUGGGGGAUAUGCUCCUUGUUGAUGGUGGUAUGAUGUCAUUAACAGUGAAGUCCAAAACUGAAGAUUCAGUGACAUGUGAAGUUGUUGAUGGAGGAGAGCUCAAAUCUAGACGACAUCUGAAUGUUCGAGGAAAAAGUGCUACGCUGCCAUCCAUCACUGAAAAAGACUGGGAUGAUAUCAAGUUUGGAGUGAUUAAUAAAGUAGACUUUUAUGCUGUUUCCUUUGUCAAAGAUGCAGCAGUGGUCCAUGAAUUGAAGAAUUAUCUGAAAAGUUGUGAUGCAGAUAUACAUGUCAUUGUGAAAAUUGAAAGUGCAGACUCUAUACCCAAUUUACAUUCAAUCAUAACUGCAUCUGAUGGGGCAAUGGUUGCCAGAGGAGAUCUUGGAGCAGAGCUGCCAAUUGAAGAGGUUCCACUGUUGCAGGAAGAGAUUAUCAGGAUUUGUCGUAGUAUGGGGAAAGCUGUAAUUGUGGCAACAAAUAUGCUGGAAAGCAUGAUUGUUCAUCCGACACCUACCCGAGCAGAGGUUUCAGACAUUGCCAUUGCUGUUAGAGAGGGUGCUGAUGCAGUUAUGCUUUCUGGAGAAACUGCUCAUGGAAAGUUCCCUCUGAAAGCUGUCAAGGUCAUGCACACAGUUUCGUUACGGACUGAAGCAACCAUUGUUGGUGGGGAAACACCGCCCAAUCUUGGCCAAGCCUUCAAGAAUCAUAUGAGUGAAAUGUUUGCAUUCCAUGCAACAAUGAUGUCUAACACUCUUGGAACUUCAACCGUUGUCUUCACCAGGACUGGUUUCAUGGCCAUCUUAUUGAGCCAUUAUCGACCUUCUGGCACUAUAUUUGCCUUCACAAAUGAGAAGAGAAUACAACAGAGACUGGCUUUGUACCAAGGAGUUUGCCCCAUAUAUAUGGAGUUCUCAGAUGACGCUGAGCAGACCUUUGCAAAUGCAUUGUCUUUGUUGCAGAAGCAAGGGAUGGUGAGGGAAGGAGAAGACGUAGCUCUUGUUCAGAGUGGCAGACAGCCCAUCUGGCGGUUCCAAUCCACUCACAAUAUCCAGGUCAGGAGAGUUUAGAUGGGAACUGAGAUUGGAGUUCCCAUGAGUAAGGCCCUUGCCUCACCCUUCUGUUAGAUUGGAUGUGGAUUGCUUAAUGGUUGAGGAUUUAAGUGGGCAUGAACUUGCUUGGUGGGGCGACACCCUCGGUUUUAUUUUCGUUUAUUUCAAUCCUGUCAUUCAUCCGUCUUUUGGUUUUUUUUGCUCUUGUCCUUUGGUUUUCAGCUUUUAUUCUAUUUCUUUGGAGUUUGUAGUGAUCUUAGCGGUGGAAUGAAGGACUAUUAUACCGGUUGGUAACACUUGUUUUUAAAUAUUUUAAUUUAGAUUAAAGAAAACAACUUUGUCAAAGAAACAAAUGUAUGAUGUAGAACUAUUCACAAGACUAUAUGCAUCUUGUUAUGUGGAACUAAGUUAUUAUGGUGUACUUGUUGUAUCUAUA